Molecule: messenger RNA, 1381 nt
Organism: Nematolebias whitei (Rio pearlfish)
Lineage: Eukaryota; Metazoa; Chordata; Actinopteri; Cyprinodontiformes; Rivulidae
Gene: nr1i2
Product: nuclear receptor subfamily 1, group I, member 2
Exons: 8
Coding region: 53-1381 (442 amino acids)
Biological process (GO): cell differentiation; negative regulation of transcription by RNA polymerase II; positive regulation of transcription by RNA polymerase II
Molecular function (GO): RNA polymerase II cis-regulatory region sequence-specific DNA binding; zinc ion binding; nuclear receptor activity
Source: RefSeq, a predicted model, not a curated record
ACGUUUUGUUGUGGUUUAUAGUUGCUUCUCUUGAUUUCCUCUACAGUUGAGAAUGAGUGAGAAAGCAUCUGGUAUACAAACACUCAGCGAGUUGGCCAGCGCGCAAACCGAGGAGAACGAGGAUGAUGAAGAGGGGAAGGAGAUGGAGGAUGAAGAGCCCAGGGUGUGUGCAGUGUGUGGCGAUCUGGCCAAGGGUUACCACUUCAAUGCUCUGACGUGUGAAGGCUGCAAAGGUUUCUUUAGACGUGCCAUAAAGAGGUCAUCACAGCUCCACUGCUCAUUCCUGAAUGAAUGCAUUAUCACAAAAAACAACCGGCGGUCGUGUCAAGCCUGCCGCUUCCAUAAAUGCCAGGCCAUCGGGAUGUGCAAAGAGAUGGUCAUGUCAGAGGAGGAGAUCUUGAAGAGAAGAAUCCGUAUAAAGGAGAAAAAGAUGUGUGAUGUCAUCAUGCAGCUUUCACCCAAACAAGAAAAAAUCAUCCAGGAGCUUUGUUCCAACCACCACAGCACAUUUGACUCGGCGUUUUCUCGCUUCACUGGCUUCAGGCCAAUGGACAGAGAGAGCCUGGCAGAGAGCGAGCAAAAACAGUCACAUCUAUUGAUGAUCUGCCCAACAAACACCUGUACUCCAGAUGGGAAAUCCUCCCAUGACCCCACAUCAUCCUCAUACACCUGCUCCCUCUCUUCCUCAUACUCGUCUCCCUCAUCAUCUGGUUUCUCUGGCUUCUCUAGAAAACAAGAGGCCUGCAGAAGUGACAAAAACUACAGAGUUUACACCGCUCUUCCACAUAUGGCAGAUCUCACAACCUACAUGAUUCACGACAUCAUUCGAUUUUCCAAAAGUCUUCCAAACUUCAGGUCGCUGACUAUUGAGGAUCAGAUAUCUCUGCUGAAGGGAGCCACAUUUGAAUUAAUGCAGAUUCGCUUCAACACGGUGUUCAACGUGACAACAAGCAACUGGGAAUGCGGCCACUUAACAUACUGCAUCCACGACGGUGUGCGAGCUGGUUUCCAGCCGCUGCUUCUGGAGCCCAUGUUCAGAUUUCACCAUAGACUACGCAAACUGGACCUGCACGAGGAGGAGUACGCUCUCUUACAGGCCAUGUCGUUGUUUUCUCCAGAUCGUCCAGGAGUGCAGCAACGCAGUGUGAUUGACAAAGUCCACGAAGAGUUGGCGCUCACACUCAAAAUGUGGAUCGACUGCAAGAGGACAGGCCCCAAAAAACAUCUGCUGUACCCCAAGGUGAUAUCCUGCCUGACAGAGUUGAGAACAAUGACAGAGGAGUACAGCAAGCAGAUCCUGCAGAUCCAGGAUGUCCAUCCUGACACCCUCUCUCCUCUCAUGAGGGAGGUGGUCGGUAAAACCUCCAGUAACGAUGGGUAA